Trichomycterus rosablanca is the source of this 1252-nucleotide messenger RNA. Its product is annotated as interferon-inducible GTPase 5-like. Bases 53 to 1252 code for a protein of 399 amino acids. NCBI's taxonomy places the organism in Eukaryota, Metazoa, Chordata, Actinopteri, Siluriformes, Trichomycteridae. The record is from RefSeq and is a predicted model, not a curated record. Gene Ontology annotation, molecular function: GTP binding. Gene Ontology annotation, cellular component: membrane. The transcript is spliced from 3 exons.
CUUUUAUCACGACUAGUCAGGAUUAGUCAUACUGUGUUGAUUCUUCAUCAAGAUGGAUGACCUUGUUAUCAUUGAUGAUGCUGAGGUUGAAGAGAUCAGAAGUGCACUAGAAACGGAUGAUCUCCCAUCAGCGGUUGGAAGAAUUAAGGAGUAUUUGGACCAGCAAGACCGUGUGGAACUUAACAUUGCUGUAACAGGAGAGUCUGGUUCUGGGAAAUCUACAUUCAUCAAUGCCUUCAGGGGUAUUGGGGAUGAGGAAAAGGACUCUGCUAAAACUGGUGUUGUAGAGACCACUAAAGAACCUACUGCUUAUUCUCACUCCAAAUACCAAAAUGUUAAACUGUGGGAUCUCCCUGGCAUCGGAACACCCAACUUCAAAGCUGAUGAAUAUCUUAAACAGGUUCAGUUUCAACGUUAUGAUUUUUUCAUUAUCAACGCUGCAGAUCGCUUCAGAGAAUACCAUGCACAACUGGCAGCAGAGAUUGUCAUAAUGAAUAAAACAUUUUAUUUUGUUCGCUCCAAAAUUGAUGCCAACAUUUAUGCUGAGCAAAGGAAGAAGACAUUCAACAAAGAAAAGACACUGGAAGCUAUCCGAGCAGACUGCAUCAAAGGUCUUGAAGAGAUUGGUUUAAGCAAUCCUUCUGUUUUCCUGAUUUCUAGCUUUGAUCUUGCUCUGUAUGAUUUUAAUCGUCUUGAGGAAACCAUGGAGAGGGAGCUUCCCCAGCACAAGAGACACGUUCUGAUGUUGGCCCUUCCAAACAUCACAUUGGAGAUCAACGAGAGAAAAAAGAAGUCAUUGCACAGCAACAUAUGGAAGUUGGCUCUGCUUUCUGCUGGUGUUGCGGCGUUGCCGAUUCCUAUUUUGAAUGCGACUGCAUCAAUUAGCGUAGACGUGACCAUCUUGGUUCUGGAGCUUCGAAGAUAUUACAAAGCUUUUGGGCUUGACCCUGAAUCCCUGGAGAGGCUCUCUGAGAGAUCAGGGAGGUCAGUAGAUGAGCUGAAAUCUAGGCUGAAAUCCCCCUUGAGUAAAGAAAUAAGCAGAGAUGUGGUCAUUAACUUGCUGAAGAGUUCAACCGGUUUUGCUUUAGAAGCAGCAGCAGAAUACUGGCUGGGUUUAAUACCUAUUGUGGGAUCUCUGGCAUCUGGUUCGCUCUCUUUUGCCACUGUGUACUACAUGCUGCAUAAGUGUCUUAAUGAGCUGGCAGAAGAUGCCAAAAAUGUGCUAAUGGUUGCUUUAGAAACACCAGUGUAA